CUCGCGUCUCCUCCGCCCACUUCUUGGGCUUCCAGCACGCACCAGAAAGGGGGUUCCAAGGCGGUCCCAGGCUGGUGGGGUGGAGCCUGCAGUCUCCAACCCAGACCGCCCGACUCCACCCGCCUUAGGGCACAGCUGCUCCGAGCCCACCUGUCCAGGUCCCCAUCCCAGCCUUGGAAAUGACCCUGGCAGCUCCCUCCCAGCGCUCCCAAAUCAUCCGCUCCAAGUUCCGAUCUGUCCUCCAGCUUCGGAUCCACAGACGGAAUCAGGACCCAACCUCAGAUUCAGAUCCGUGGAUCUCAGCCUCAGGCCCAGCUCUGGCCCCAGCUUUGCCCUUGGUCCCUGCCUCUUUCCUCUUCAGCCCUGGCGUCUUGCUCCCUGAGACGGAAUAUUGUCCUUGGAGGUCCCCAAAGAAGGAGUCUUCCAAGACCUCCCAACGCUGGAGCGAGUCCAAGCCCAGGGGAAACUUAACAUACCACCAGUACAUGCCCCCGGAGCCGAGACAAGGGUCCAGGGCAGACCCCCAAGUUGAGAGGUCAGCCCUGGGUCCCCAGGGGCCACCUCUGUGGGAAGGGACAAACUCACAGCAGCUACAUCCUAGAAUGAAGCCCACUCCCCUCACUCCCUUCCAACCAGGAGUCCCCAGCCCUUCUCCCCCUCCACACAAGUUGGAACUUCAGACUCUUAAACUGGAGGAGCUGACGGUCUCAGAGCUCCGGCAGCAGCUGCGCCUGCGGGGCCUCCCGGUGUCCGGGACCAAGUCGAUGCUCCUGGAGCGCAUGCGCGGCGGCGCCCCGCCCCGCGAGCGGCAGAAGCCGCGGCGGGAGGACGGUGCGGCGGGUGCUCCCUGGCCACGCCUCAGGCCCAAGGCCCUGGGAACCUCCCGGCGGCAGGGCACGACCAAGUCGAAUCCGGCGUCUCACAAGCCACCUCCUCCACGAGCGGCCGGGAGCCUAGUGACUGCUCCGGCUCCGCCUCCGCCUCCUCCUCCUCCUCCUCCUCCUCCGCCUCCGGCCACAGCCCUAACACCUUCCUCAGCGCCCCUGACGCUGGAGGAGGAGCUGCAGGAAGCCAUCCGGAGGGCGCAGCUGCUUCCAAAUCGGGGCAUUGAUGACAUCCUGGAGGACCAGAUCGAGCCUGAUGACCCGCUGCCCCCCAUUCCUCUGGACUUUCCUGGCUCCUUCGACGUGCUGUCCCCCUCCCCGGACUCUGAAGGCCUCUCGUCUGUCUUCUCCUCUUCACUCCCAACCCCCACGAACUCCCCAUCCACCUCUCCCAGAGGCCCCACGGAUUCCUUGGACUGGUUAGAGGCCCUGAGUGGGGGUCCUCCACUGGGCUCUGGCCCUCCAGCCCCCAGCAUCUUCUCUGCUGACUUAUCUGACUCCAGUGGCACCCGGCUCUGGGACCUGCUGGAGGACCCGUGGUGAUGGGUUCUGGAGUUUUUCAGGGACCCAGAACUGGUGCGGGUGAAGAUGGCAAAGAGACUCCAGGAGGGGAAAUGGAACAACUAGUAGAGCCCCUCCCACCACAGACACCCAAUCCCAAUCUGGCCCCUAACUGCUGCUGACAUGCGAAUGCCUGGACUUUGCCUUCCUAUGGGCCUUACCACCUCUAUGGUUGUGUGGUUGGGGAUGGAGGUUCAUUUGCUGCUGCCCAAGGCAAACAAGCUGCUUUCUGCUUCCUUUUGAGACCUCAUGGAUGUUCUUAAUGCCCGUUUCCUCACAUAUACAUACAGAUGGAUGCCUGUUGUGUGGCGAAGCUGAAGGGGGAUAUGCUGUUGGAUGCAGGAAAGGGGCAGGGAAGAGUAGGGAGGGACAAGAGGGUAGCCAGACCCCUGGGUUCCAGUUGGAUCAGAAGUGUUGUGUCUGAAGUCAGCUUCUGUUGGAGGCACAGAGACAAGAUGUCCACACCAGUGAUUUGUUUAAGAAAUGCUUUCCAGGAGAGAUAUACUGAGGGACUGGAGAAAGACAGACUAGAGGAAGAAAAGGAGCCAGAGUGUGCCCUCAGGUGAAGUCUCAGCUUCGGCCUCUUCCCCUGGGGAGUUGUGGAGCAUAAAUUCAGCUACAGACUUUUCCACUUUGGGGUGCGUGGAACCAGGCCUUUGAAUCUCCCUGUCUGGGCUUUCUAUUGCUAAAACCAUAAAGCAAUAACCAUC
Messenger RNA from Ictidomys tridecemlineatus (thirteen-lined ground squirrel), 2155 nucleotides. RefSeq names its product MEF2 activating motif and SAP domain containing transcriptional regulator (gene Mamstr). The record is from RefSeq and is a predicted model, not a curated record. NCBI's taxonomy places the organism in Eukaryota, Metazoa, Chordata, Mammalia, Rodentia, Sciuridae. Gene Ontology annotation, molecular function: transcription coregulator activity. Gene Ontology annotation, cellular component: nucleus. Gene Ontology annotation, biological process: regulation of transcription by RNA polymerase II.